Molecule: messenger RNA, 345 nt
Organism: Eimeria necatrix
Lineage: Eukaryota; Apicomplexa; Conoidasida; Eucoccidiorida; Eimeriidae
Product: proteasome subunit beta type 5, putative
Exons: 5
Coding region: 1-345 (114 amino acids)
Cellular component (GO): proteasome core complex
Molecular function (GO): threonine-type endopeptidase activity
Source: RefSeq, a predicted model, not a curated record
AUGAUUGCUGGCUGGAAUCCAAACAGCGAAGAGCCCGAGCUCUACUACGUAGACGACAAAGCCACCCGCCUCAAGGGAAAUCUCUUUUCUUGCGGCAGCGGCAGCACUUUCGCCUACGGUGUUCUAGACAACAGCUAUAGAUGGGACAUGAGCGAGGCGGAAGCUGUUGAGUUGGGGCGGAGGGCCAUUUACCACGCGGCCCACAGAGACGGCGGCUCGGGGGGCCUUUGCAGAGUUUACUGCUGCUACCGCGGGGGCUGGCGGCGGGUGGUGGCUGGAGACGACAUAAGCGAAAUGCAUUACGCAUAUGCAGCUGAACAAGGGUCCGACGGCAGCCUCCUUUGA